CUUAGACUGAACGGUAGACAUUUUUGUGGAGGUUCAAUUAUUCACGAAAAAUGGAUUUUAACUGCAGCUCAUUGCUUAUCUGGUUUCAAUGAUACUAAUAUUGAUGUUGUGGCUGGAACAAAUACUUUGGAUAAAGGUGGUGAAGUCUAUCACACGAAAAAAAUUAUGGGUCACCCCCAAUACAAUUCUUUAUUAAUUAGACACGACCUCGGACUUAUUGAGUUGGAAAAACCUAUCGAAUUCAAUGAUAAAAUAAAACCGGUUGGUCUUCCUGAAGAAGAUUUUGAUAAGCCUGGAGGUACUGCUGUUUUGUCUGGAUGGGGAACGACUUCGUAUCCAGGAAAAGCACCGAAUGAUUUGCAGCAUAUUAAUGUUAAUGUAAUUCCUCAGAAGGAUUGUUUAAGCACAAGUUUUCGUGUCACAAAUAAUAAUAUUUGCACGCUUAACAAAAAGGGGGAAGGAGCUUGUCAUGGAGAUUCUGGCGGUCCUUUGGUUGCUGACGAUGUUCAAAUUGGCAUCGUUUCCUGGGGAAAACCAUGUGCUAAGGGCCAACCAGAUGUUUUCACUCGUGUCUAUAGUUAUAUGGAUUGGAUAAAUGAACAUAUUAAACCCAAAGAAUCUGCAAAUGCUAUAAAAGAAUAA
Messenger RNA from Belonocnema kinseyi, 642 nucleotides. Its product is annotated as chymotrypsin-1-like. Gene Ontology annotation, biological process: proteolysis. The transcript is spliced from 4 exons. Bases 166 to 642 code for a protein of 158 amino acids. Gene Ontology annotation, molecular function: serine-type endopeptidase activity. The record is from RefSeq and is a predicted model, not a curated record. Lineage: Eukaryota; Metazoa; Arthropoda; Insecta; Hymenoptera; Cynipidae.